AUGGCCGUGUGCAAGAUAACACUUGGUGGUCUUGGCUGGGUUCUUGUUUAUGAUAACAAAACCACAAAGACAUGGAACAGGCCUUUUGGAGGUCCUGCCUCAGCACAUCUUCGCCGACUAAUAGAGCCACACGAAAAAACAGACUUCAGCUCAGCAACUCAGUUUUCCCGGCUUCAGGAGUGCAAAGGCAUAAACCAAGUCCCAGCUCUGCGAGCUCAGCUAGGCUUGCGCGCCCGGGGGACGGAUCCCAGCGAGAGCAGCGCGGGGGCCGGGCGCGCCCGUCGGCAGCCCGCCGCCGGGGCCGGCACCGGGCCUGGGUGCCCGCUGCUGCCCGACAAGAGCCUGCCCGGGCUCAAGGGGAAGGAGCCCGUGGUCUACCCCUGGAUGAAGAAGAUCCAUGUGAGCACGGUCAAUCCCAAUUACAACGGAGGGGAGCCCAAGAGGUCUCGCACUGCCUACACCAGACAGCAGGUCCUGGAGCUGGAGAAGGAGUUUCACUUUAACCGGUACCUGACCAGGAGGCGACGCAUCGAGAUCGCGCACACCCUCUGUCUCUCCGAGCGCCAGGUCAAGAUCUGGUUUCAGAACAGGCGCAUGAAAUGGAAGAAAGACCAUAAACUGCCUAACACCAAGAUGCGCUCCUCAAACCAGUCCACACUGAGCCAGCAAUCCAAAGCACAGACACAGGGCCACCCCCAUCCCCUCGAUGGGGGGUGGCUGGCCGUUUGGACCAAACAACUGUAUUCGGAGCUUGGGGCUCGGCUGGGAGUUACAGGGAAGAGAUUUCGUGUCUUUAGCAAUGGGGAAAGCGGAGGAAAGGAGUGGGGCGCUGUUAUUAUCGUUAUCAUUGUCGCUAUUAUUCCUGCUAUUACCGUUUCCGAGAGUAAUGGCCGUGUGCUCAUCAGGUCACCCCGCUUCUCUCAUUUGUCGUCGUUAGAUGUUUGGGGGAAAGUAUCCAGCAGCGUAAAUAUAAGGAAAGUGGUAAAAGAAAUUAGGGCUAUUCUGACCCGAAUAGACGAAGUUGUUUGUCAGCAAGGGGAGUCGGGGACUGUGAGGAAUACGUUUUAG
Messenger RNA from Struthio camelus australis, 1068 nucleotides. It is a transcript of the gene HOXA4, whose product is annotated as homeobox A4. The record is from RefSeq and is a predicted model, not a curated record. NCBI's taxonomy places the organism in Eukaryota, Metazoa, Chordata, Aves, Struthioniformes, Struthionidae. Gene Ontology annotation, biological process: positive regulation of transcription by RNA polymerase II; embryonic skeletal system morphogenesis; anterior/posterior pattern specification. Gene Ontology annotation, molecular function: DNA-binding transcription factor activity, RNA polymerase II-specific; RNA polymerase II cis-regulatory region sequence-specific DNA binding. Gene Ontology annotation, cellular component: nucleoplasm; nucleus.